This is a messenger RNA of Xyrichtys novacula (pearly razorfish), 40410 nucleotides long. The record is from the annotation of a GenBank genome assembly. NCBI's taxonomy places the organism in Eukaryota, Metazoa, Chordata, Actinopteri, Labriformes, Labridae.
CAGACUUCUACCAACAAACCGUCACAGAGAUCAGACUGAAUUCAGAAGUUCUGGUGUAUUUUGUCACAGUCUGUGUGUUUGCUCAGUGAAGGCAAAAAGACCAGGAAAAGGUUUUAGUGUUUGUGAAAAAGUCUUUGUGUGCUGAGCACUUUUAUGAUUUGAUGAGUUUAUGACAGUAAUAAAGGUCAGUCAUUGGCGCUCUUGGAAGCUGCACAGUCAACAACCAGUGUGAUGAACUUCAGUCAGUGUCCACUCUACAGCAGAAACAGUUUGAACUCCUUCACAGGAGCAACGGUUAGUGAGGAGCUGCUCAGAAAGAAGGUGGAAAAUAAGCUCAGAGGAAAGGCUCUCUGGGGUCCUUAUGCUGAUAAUGUGCAUGAAUGAUAAUGAUAAUGACAAUGACAACAACAACAACAACAAUAAUAAUAAUAAUAAUAAUAAUAAUAAUAAUAGCAUGAAAUAUUUCCUUUUAAUUUUGAAUAUCCAGUUUUAUAGGCACACAAACAGAUCUGCAGUAACACCAUCUAACAUAACACCAUGAACAUAAAUGAUAUCUGACAUGAUAGAAAAUAUGAAAUAAAUCACUUUUAUUGAUCAGACAAUACUCUGUUUCUGGAGUAUUUAUUACAGCAUGUCCAGAUUAUUUCUCUGCUCUUGUUUUACUCGCUCUCUUGUUUUCUCUGAUUUAGUCUCUUUGAUUGGAGUUGUUGUUAAUGAGUAACAUCAAGGUUCAAUUCAUUCAACAAUAAAACAACUCUUCAUCUUUACAAUACUGAUCAAACUGAUGAGACGGUCAAACUCCAGACCAGAUAACACCAGAUAUGAAACGCUCAUAUCAGUAAAAACAUGAUUUAUGAAAUACAAUCAGACCAUGAAGAGAUGCUAGGACAUGAAUAUACAGAUUAUUUCUAUCAAACAUGCUCCAGUUUUUCUUUUUCAUACACCACUUAAAUUACAGCAGCACAUCAGCAAACUCAAUCCAACACUGAACUUUGAGGUUUCGCUUCAAGUUUCAGAAAAACUCUGAUGUUUCAAACAAAUGCUCCGAUUUCAACAAAGAUUUCAACUUAGUUUGCUGCUUUUAAAAUGAUCAUCAUCCAUCAGCUGAGCUCUGAUUGGCAGCUUACAUAAACCUAUUCCCUGUCUUUGAAAGGUUUCUGAACAUGAUCAGAGUAUUGACCUUUUCCUUUAAACCUGAUCGAUCAACAACAGCAGAUGAACAUGAUGUCUGUCUUUUCUGAGAGCUUUUCUUUGCUGUCUGAUCUCCUCUGGAAUAAAAAGGAGAGAACUGCUCAGGGACAAAGCUGAAAACUACUUUGACCUGCUCUCAGAUAACCAGAUAAACAAAUUUAUAUAACUGAUAUAUUUAUGAAUAUGAUCAGUAAAUCAUUGAUAGAGCAGGAUCCAUCUCUGGGUGUGAGAAAUGAUCAAUUUUUAUUGUCCAAUAAAAUAAUACAGAGCCCAAAGUCCACUCAGAGUUUGAUUUAGUGUCAUAAAUGUGACAGAAAGUCCAAGUUUGAAGGAGUGACGUUGAUUUCAGAGUGAAUUAAAUUUGUUGUCCUUCAUUUCAAAGGUGAAAUGUCAUUUUUCUGAGUCUGUUUCAUCGAUUUGGGGUUGAGUCAAAGUUGAAUUGGACUCCUUAUCAGAAGAUCUCUCAUGGUUGGUUCUUUCUGGAGCAGACAGAAGGAGAACUUGAAUGUUUCCACAUGUACGCAGGUUUAACUCUCAGAUAUCACAUCAGAUAUUAUCCUGGAUCACUCUGAGGUUUCUCUGUCUCGUCCUGACAGCAGGUCUCUCUCUCAGGGUCCUGCUGUGUGACUGGAGCUGGACUCUGGUUCCUGAGUGUUUGUCACUGAUUUCAUGUCUGUUCAUGUUUGUAGACUUUGACUGUUCAGUGAUGAGAGUGUGACAGCGUCCUCAGAUUAUUGAUGAUGAUGAACUGAUGAAGGACGAUCAGCUGCAGUCUCUCUCUUUGUCUUUCUGCUACAGGUGAAACAGGAAGUGGAUCUGGAUUCACCUGGUGAGUAUUUUCUUCAUUCUGUCAAACAUCAAACUGAAAGUUUUCACAUGUCUUCUUCAUUUUGAACAGAACUGGACUCUGAAUGGAUCCAGAUGAGCUCUCUAGUAAACAGGAAUGACUCUGGCUCCAUCUGGUGGUAGAAUCAGGAAUGACACUGUGGUGGAGGACAGUAUGUGGCUCAGGUUGAACUGACUGAGUAUGUUGUUGUGUUUGUGUGAAGGUGGGGGCUCUGCUAUGAAUCAGUGUGAGGACAGAGAGGAGGGGGCCCCUCCCUCUAAAACCACUCUGUGGGGGGAACAUGAGAGCCAGACCAAAGUUCAGAGGUGAGAUGAGGAUCUCCAACUGUCCAUGACUCUUCUCCAUGUCAGAGCUCAGCACUCACAUCACUCCACCAUCACUAUUAUUCACACUCAGACCUCUGUCUGUCUGUCUGUCUGUCAAAGACCUGAACAGCAGUACAGACCAGACUCUCCUGGACCUGAACCUGGACCCAGCUGUGUGUCCUUAAAGAGUGACUGGUCUACGGAUCGAGUGAUUACUUUCAAAGAUGGACAUCAGUCUGAUCAUCAAAAGUAAUAAUCUAUAACAGCAGCACUUAAACCUCAAAGAUUUUCAGUGUUCUUCUUUCUUCAUAAGUGUUUGUGUUUCUGUCAGAGUCAAACAUGAGAGACCAGACUCUCCUGGACCUGGACCCAGCUGUGUGUCCUUAAAGAGUGACUGGUCUAUGGAUCGAGUGAUUACUUUCAAAGAAGGAAAGAUCUAUGAUGAGCAAAGGUGAGACUUUCACACUGAACUUUCUUUUGUUGUGUGUGAAACUUUUCAUCCUAACUGUGGUCAGUGUUUUCUCUGUGAAGGUGAAGAUUUUUCAGGGUUUGUGUUUCUAUCAGGAUCCAACAGCAGUAAACAGGAUCUGAGCCACAAAGACCUGGACUCUGCAUGUAUCUUCAUGUGUGUCUGUAGGAGGAUCCAGCAGUGUUUCUACCAGGAUCCUCUAGAUAGACUCUCUCACAUGUAACCCUGUGUCUCCUUAUAUUAUAUCCACUACAUUAGAUUCUGUUUGUUCCACAGAGUUCAGCAGCAGAGAUCAGAGGUUCCCAUUGGUCAGUCUGCCCAGCAGCAUCAAACACAGCUGGACUCCAUAUUUAUGGUAGGUGUAAAUGUACAAACACAGCUCCUACUGAUCAUCAGAGCAGACACUCAGUAUAUUUGGAGGUUUCUGGACUGUUUCCUAAUGACUCUGCAAACAUCAUCUCUGCCUGAAUUAUCUUCACACUCACAGUUUCACUGAGGUUUCUCCACUAUGAAGGUCAGGUCAUAGAAACUGGAUUUGUAGAAGACAGGACCAUCUACAAAGUCAAUCCUGAAGCAGCAUUGUGAUCUAGUCUCCAUGCUGGACUCUGUAGACCAGCAGGCUUUCUGUCUGUCACAGAUGAUCUGAUGUUCAGUUCUACAAGUUCAAGUUCAUAUUUUGUUCUGUUCCAGCUGCUCCAGGAGAACAUGAUCAGCUUUGUGAAGGAGCAGCUGAGGGAGAUCCAGAGAGUUCUGAGUCCAGAUGAACCAGAAUACUUAGAGAGUCAGAGGGAGGAAGAGGAUGAGGAGCAGAGGAGGAGCAGAGAGGCAUUUCUGAAGAUCACUUUGAACUUCCUGAGGAGAAUGAAGCAGGAGGAGCUGGCUGACUGUCUGCUGAGCAGUAAGAGGAUUUGAAGAGAUUUAACAUGAUGGAGACAACAUGGGAGAGGCUUAGAGUUCAGACUCUGCUGUUCAUAUGAUGCACACAUUUGUAUCACAUCUAUGAACUGAGAGAAACUGAUCACAGCUGAUGAGCUGAAGAGAUUUCAGAGAGGAGGGAAAUCAAAUCCAUCCUGAUGUCUUCAAGUGUCAAUUCAUCAGACUGAUUGUAGCUUCAGAUGAUUCAUCACAUUUCUUUUUGUUCAUUCAGGAUCUGCUGCUGCAGAGGUCCGACACAAACUCAAGUCCAACCUGAAGGAGAAGUUCCAGUGUGUGUUUGAGGGGAUUGCUAAAGCAGGAAACCCAACCCUUCUGAACCAGGUCUACACAGACCUCUACAUCACAGAGGGAGGGACUGGAGAGGUCAACCAUGAACAUGAGGUCAGACAGAUUGAAACAGCAUCCAGGAGAGCAGAGCGACCAGAAACAACCAUCAGACAAGAAGACAUCUUUAAAGGCUCACCUGGAAGACAGGAACCAAUCAGAACAGUGAUGACAAAGGGAGUGGCUGGCAUUGGGAAAACUGUCUUAACACAGAAGUGGACUCUGGACUGGGCUGAAGACAAAGACAACCAGGACAUCCACUUCACAUUUCCAUUCACCUUCAGAGAGCUGAAUGUGCUGAAAGAGAAGAAGUUCAGCUUGGUGGGACUUGUUCAUCACUUCUUCUCUCAAACCAAAGAAGAAGAAAUCUUUCAUGACUUCAGGGUCGUGUUCAUCUUUGACGGUCUGGAUGAGUGUCGACUUCCUCUGGACUUCCACAACAAUCAGGUCCUGACUGAUGUUACAGAGUCCAGCUCAGUGGAUGUGCUGCUGACAAACCUCAUCAGGGGGAACCUGCUUCCCUCUGCUCGCCUCUGGAUAACCACAAGACCUGCAGCAGCCAAUCAGAUCCCUCCUGAGUGUGUUGACAUGGUAACAGAGGUCAGAGGGUUCACUGACCCUCAGAAGGAGGAGUACUUCAGGAAGAGAUUCAGAGGUGAGGAGCAGGCCAGCAGAAUCAUCUCCCACAUCAAGACAUCCAGAAGCCUCCACAUCAUGUGCCACAUCCCGGUCUUCUGCUGGAUCACUGCUACAGUUCUGGAGGAUCUGCUGAAGACCAGAGAGGGGGGAGAGCUGCCCAAGACCCUGACUCAGAUGUACAUCCACUUCCUGGUGGUUCAGUCCAAACUGAUGAACAUCAAGUAUGAUGGAGGAGCUCAGACUGAUCCACACUGGAGUCCAGAGAGCAGGAAGAUGAUUGAGUCUCUGGGAAAACUGGCUUUUAAGCAGCUGCAGAAAGGAAACCUGAUCUUCUAUGAAUCAGACCUGACUCAGUGUGGCAUGGAUAUCAGAGCAGCCUCAGUGUACUCAGGAGUGUUCACACAGAUCUUCAGAGAGGAGAGAGGACUGUACCAGGACAAGGUGUUCUGCUUCAUCCAUCUGAGUGUUCAGGAGUUUCUGGCUGCUCUUCAUGUCCACCUGACCUUUACCAACUCUGGAGUCAACCUGAUGGAAGAAGAACAACAAAAAACAUCCUCAAUCUGUAAAAUCUUCAGAGUCAAACAAAAUCUGACAAAUCUCCAUCAGAGUGCUGUAGACCAGGCCCUACAGAGUCUGAACGGACACCUGGAUUUAUUUCUACGUUUCCUCCUGGGUCUUUCUCUGCAAACCAAUCAGAAUCUCCUGAGAGGUCUGCUGACACACACAGGAAGUAGCUCACAGACCAAUCAGGAAACAGUCCAGUACAUCAAGAAGAAGAUCAGUGAGGAUCUGUCUGCAGAGAAAAGCAUCAAUCUGUUCCACUGUCUGAAUGAACUGAAUGAUCAUUCUCUAGUGGAGGAGAUCCAAGAGUCCCUGAGAUCAGGACGUCUCUCCACAGAGGAACUGUCUCCUGCUCAGUGGUCAGCUCUGGUCUUCAUCUUACUGUCAUCAGAAAAAGAUCUGGACGUGUUUGACCUGAAGAAAUACUCUUCUUCAGAGGAGGCUCUUCUGAGGCUGCUGCCAGUGGUCAAAGCCUCCAACAAAGCUCUGUAGGUGGACACAUGAGAGAUGAAACAUUAUUGUUCAUGAGAGAUGAAACUUUGUGUCUGUGCUAAUCACUGAUUCUUCUUCAGGCUGAGUGGAUGUAAACUGUCAGAGAGAAGCUGUGAAGCUCUGUCCUCAGUCCUCAGCUCCCAGUCCUCCAGUCUGAGAGAGCUGGACCUGAGUCACAAUGACCUGCAGGAUUCAGGAGUGAAGCUGCUGUCUGCUGGACUGAAGAGUCCUCACUGUAACCUGGAAACUCUCAGGUCAGGUUUUCUGCUGAUAACAUUUUGUUGUUGUUUGAAUGAAAUUGUUAAAAGUCUGUACACUUUUCCUUGUUUCAUAUAUUUUUUUGACUCCAGGUUAUCAGACUGUCUGAUCACAGAAGAAGGUUGUGCUUCUCUGGCCUCAGCUCUGAGCUCCAACCCCUCACACCUGAGAGAGCUGGAGCUGAGUAACAAUGACCUGCAGGAUUCAGGAGUGAAGCUGCUGUCUGCUGGACUGAAGAGUCCUCACUGUAAACUGGAAACUCUCAGGUCAGGUUUUAUGCUGAUUGAGUUUUAUAGUUGUUUGAAUGAAAUUGUCUAAAGUUGGUACUUUUCCUUGUUUCAUAUAUUUUUUUGACUCCAGGUUAUCAGGCUGUCUGAUCACAGAAGAAGGUUGUGCUUCUCUGGCCUCAGCUCUGAGCUCCAACCCCUCACACCUGAGAGAGCUGGACCUGAGCUACAAUCAUCCAGGAGACUCAGGAGUAAAACUGCUUUCUGCUGGACUGGAGGAUCCUCUAUGGAGACUGGAAACACUGAGGUAUAACCAGACAGUUUCUGAGUCAUAGACAACUACAGAUAUAUUUGGUUUCUGCUGCCUGAGGUCUUCACUUAGCAGGUCCAUCUUUCUGAUGGACUCUUGGAUGUGAACUGUGUCAUCCUGGAUAGUAGCUCUGAUGCUCACAAGUUUUUUGCCUCCCUCCUUCCCCUUAGUGUAGAUCCUCAGGGUUCUAGAUUUAGGGUGAACACAUCCAUUUGAGUAUUUUGAGGAGCUUUCUUGUCUUGAUGUCAGUGGUUUCUAUUUCUUUCUUUGGCCAGGCUGUGAUGCCAGCAGGGUAUCUGAUCACUGUCAGAGCAAAGGUGUUGAUGGUUUGGAUCUUGUUCCAGCUGACAUACAGCUUGAUGUCAUCCAUGUAGAGGAGGACAUUAAUCCUUCACACAAUAACAGCAGAUAUUUGUCUGCAACACUGGGCACCUGGAUGAGCAUCUUCUCUGAAUGGCCCAGCUCUAACAUGUGUAGCUGAACUGUAGGUUUGUCUUCCAGUCUGAAUCCUCCUCUGUUCAACAGUUUUUAGUUUCCUCUGAGGUCAGAAACCUUUUAAAUAUGAAGAACCAUUUUAAAUCCUCUUUAUAGAGGGACGCAAAAAUUGAAAUAAAGCAUUUAUAAGUAAAAAGGUUAUUAUACAGGAAUUGAUGAACUGGUUUCCAAAUUCAUGAGUUCAUCCAUGAACAAAUAGAGGAGUUAUGAAGUGAUUCUACGAAUGAAUCUUUAAAACUGUAGAACAGUUUAUUAUUUUAAAAUACAUGAAUGAACUACUUUAUCAAUAGUUUAAAAAUCAGUUUGAAAAUGCAAUUUUAUAAAAGAGAAACAAAGAAGUAAAUCCACAAUCUGAGGUAAGAAUACAGCUUUAAAUCAGCCAUUUAAAGGACAAUUCCUCCUUUUCUUCAUUUCCAUUUCCUAACUGCUUUUAAUUUUUUUAAUCUUUUAUCUUUCCGUUCCCCCUCUCCAUUUUUCCUUUCUUCAUACUUUGGGCCUUGAGCUGGUAAAACAAUGCAGAUGAGCCAUGAAACAAGCUCUCUGAUUGGUUAUAACCUGGCCUAUUACAUGCAGAUGUCUGCAGGGAGGUGAAGAUGAUAGAAGAUGAGGAAGAAUAGACCUUAUCCAGUGUUCCAGGAUGAAAGAGGUCCAAACCUGGAUAUUGUGACUCUGUGGUCAUUUCUCAGCUCCCUGAUUGAUGAACAGACACACAGACUAAAAACAGAGAUGAUCAGGAGAGAGAUGGGCUCAUAUUUGAAGUUCAAACACAUUUGACAGUCCUUUAGCCCACGUCAGAACUCAGAGAAGAUGCUUUAUUACACCUGAUGUUACAAGAUGAAGGUUCACAUCUAGUUGAAUGAUCAGAUCAGAACAACAUCCAGAGCUCCUCCAGAUCCUUUAUUUCAUUCAUCCAUACAGACCAGGAUCAACUCUCCUGGCUGACAUGGGAAGGCCUUCUCUUCUUGAUUUUCUGCUCUCUUUGUUUGAUGAGCCAUCAAAGAAACCCUCAGAGCUACAGAGAAACACCUCCUUCAUACAUCCACCCUCAGUCAGAAACAUGGACUCAAAGUACUGGCUGCAGAAGUGGGUUCAAAGGAGAUCAGAUAGUCUUCAUUGAGCUUCAUCAGCUGAGCUCUACUGCUUUACUGACACAGCUACAUUCAGUGAGAGCAGCAGCAGACCUGUCAGUCAUGAUCAGGUCAGCUGAGGGGCUGUUUGAGGACAUGCUCUGACUUUGCUCCACUUCCUGUCCAUCCCAAACUGCAGGAAAUCCACCUGCUGUUCCAGGUGUGAUGCUCCUACUCCCUCUGCUCUAGCUGACUCUGAAUGAUCCAAGAAGAGCCUCACACACUCACAUGAGUUCAUCUGAGAGCUUUCAUUUCAUCUUCAUUCAUAUUUAGAAGAAGAGAGCCCACUACUUCAUCUCUCUAUCUUCAUCUCUCUAUCAGAAAAAGUGACAGAGUGAUGGAGACUGUUGGCUCAGAUGAGUUUCAGCCUGUUUCUCUGUCACAGGGACAAACUGAGGAACUCUGCUUCAUGUUGGACAGCAGGUAGGACUCAUGUUGGACACUCAAUCAUUCUGACUGUGUUUCUUCCUCCAGGGUGGACCAUGGUGGAGAGCAGAGGUUAAAACCUGGUCUGAAGAAGUGUAAGUGUGGAAUCAGUUUGACUCCUGAUGACCAAACAGCAGACUGUCAGCUAACAAAGAAGAAAGCCUUCAGGUGUGUCUGAUGAUAACCUGCUGCUGUGUUGUGUCUUUUUGUCUCUGUCAGAUUUCUCUGAACUCACACUGGACUCAAACACAGCACACAGACACCUCAGACUGUCUGAAAACAACAGGAAGGUGACACGUGUGGGAGACUUUCAGUCAUAUCCUGAUCAUCCAGACAGAUUUGACUUCUAUCCUCAGUUUCUGUGUAGAGAUGGUCUGACUGGUCGCUGUUACUGGGAGGUCGAGUGGAGAGGAUGGGUUAAUAUAUCAGUGAGUUACAGAGAAAUCAGAAGGAAAGGACACAGUGUUGACUGUCAGUUUGGAUGGAAUGAUCAGUCCUGGAGUCUGUUCUGCUCUGAUGGAGGUUACUCUGUCCAUCACAAUAACAGAGGAACAGACCUCCGUCUCCCCUCGUCCUCUGUCUCUCACAGAGUAGCAGUGUAUGUGGACUGUCCUGCUGGUACUCUGUCCUUCUACAGCGUCUCCUCUGACACACUGAUCCACCUCCACACCUUCAACACCACCUUCACUAAACCUCUCUAUCCUGGGUUUGGGUUCUGGUUGUUGUCUGGUUCCUCAGUGAGUUUGUGUUCUGUGUCAGAGGGAGAGUCUCCUCCUCUCUACACAAACAGCAGCUGAAGAACAGUCGACCCUCUGCACUAACACAGACUUCAGCUGAUUAUCUGACUGUUUGUAUCCUGUCACAUCAGUCUCCAUGUCAAACUGGCUCACUGAACUGGACUGAUUUCUGUCUCUAUGGGGGAAAAAUCUGCCUCAUUCAGCACAUUUUUCUUCACUGUAUUGAUCAGAAAGUUUGUCUGAACAGUCAGAGUCAGACUCCUGAAACUCUUCUUCACCUGCUCAAGUGUUCACACCUGUGUUUAAAUGGAUGAAUGUUAUAUCCUCAUGAGACUGCAGGCUGGUUUGCACACACACACACACACACACACACACACACACACACACACACACACACACACACACACACACACACACACACACUGUCUGCAUGUUCAGGUUAAUGAGUUAAUGAAGAAAAUAAAAAAAUAAAAAUUAUAUAUAUAUAUCUAUAUAUAUAUAUAUAUAUAUAUAUAUAUAUAUAUAUAUAUGUGUGUACAUAUAUAUAUAUACAUAUAUAUACUUUAGGAGCCCUACUUUUACCUUAGCCCUGGUGGGCCACGCUGGCUUCCCAUCACAGGGUGCAGGAGAGGCAGCUGGAGCAGCUUGCUGUGGUGCUCAACUCUUCUCUGACACGAUCAGCCCACAUGACCCUCUCCUCCACAACCAAAACUUUUCCUGAUCUUCUGUCCCUUAAAGAGCUGACACUCCAGUUCAAGAGUCUGAACUGGGACGGUAGGGUCCGAGGCCUUCUCUAAUUUGCUCAACAAAGUUCGAGGGUUCAUCCCAGACAUGAACGUCAGCCUAACUGACAUUAAUAACAUUAAGCUAGAGUAAACCGCCAUUGGACUUUCCAACUUUAAUCACCUUAAAUUAAUUUAACACAUUCCAUAAUUAUUGAUUUCUUUAUCCUGUACAUUGAAGUCAUAUCCUCCUGUCUAAUUACCAACCAGAUCUCUCUGUGUGUCUCUGAGCCCCUCAGUCUCUCAGGUUCCUGUAGACUGAUGUUACAGAUGGUUGGCUGCUGCAGACCUGCCUGACUCCAGCUGCAUCAUUUAUGAUUGUCCGCCUCAGGCCUUGAGCUGCUUCUUCUCUCAGGUUCCUCUGGACUGUUGCUGCAGACAUGAACGUCAGUCUAACUGACAUUAAUAACAUAAAAGUAAAAUUAACCACUGUUAGUCCUUCUGACUGUAAUCACAUUAAAUUAGUUUAACAUACUCCAUAAUUACUUACAUCCUGAUCUUGUAAACUGAAUUCAUUUUUUCAUCAUUACUUGCUCUGCAACCACAACUCUGCAUGAGCUGUUGUUGUUGCUGCUGUCCCCUGUCUCUCUCUCCCCCUCACCCUCAUUCUCUCUCUCCUUCCUACUCCCCUGUUCUCUUUCUCUCUCCCCUGUCCUCCCUCCCACUUCCUCUCUCCCCCUCUCUCCCUACCUUAUCAAUGUCUAUUUCUCCUCAACUUCAGCAGCGGUAGGUAGCUGUCCAACAUGAGUCUGGUCCUCUCCAAGGUUUCUGCCUGUUAAAAGGAAGUUUUUUCUCGCUACUGUCACUCAUGUUAGAUGAGAUGGGUCAAAUCUGUCCCAUCUUAAACUUGAGUCUUGGUAAUUCAUCAAACACUGAGCGUGGUCUAGACCUGCCCCUUUAUUGGAAAACAUCCUAGGAUAACAACUGUUGUGAUUGGGCGCUAUAUAAAUAAAAUUUGAUUGAUUGAUUGAUUGAUCAUGUGUCUUGUGAUCUUUUUUACUCAGCCCACUUAGGUCAAUGAUCUGAUCGUAUGUUGUUGCAGCGCUAUAAACUUUGGAUCGGCCCGUAUCGAUCCUCCUCGUCUUAAGGUCGGUAGCUAAUUAGCCCCCAUUCAUUAGGACUGUUCAAAUCGCUCACUGUUGUAUUUUCCAGAUACAUCCUCUGCUCAUUGCACCUGUGUUGGGCGAAGUGCUUCAUGUAGUUCACUCCCAUUCAGAGCUGUGGAGAUGAAAAAAUUGUUAUUGUACAUAAUUCCAGUGUUUUCCAGUAUCUGUCUGUCACUCCAAAGAAGAUGUUUAGUAAGGAGUAAAUCUAAGUUUGUGUUAUUCAAGGUUAGAGAGCUUUUCAGACUCUUGUUUGUUUGCAGUGCUUCUUGUCUGUGUGUGUCUGCUGACAUGAUAAACAUAAAAUUAACUUUGUUGUGGUGAAAUUUAGCCGACACUGUUACUCAUCCUCAUCAACAACGUGACCUCUUAACCAACAAACCUGCUUUAGAAAUCAUUACAACUCCAAUCAAAGAGAAAAAUCACAAUGAAUGAAAAAAGAAGGGCAAAAAAUUCAAGAGGAGGAAUACAGGUGUAAGAAUUGAUGUAAGGACGUUUAUGAAAUAUGAACUCAAUAAAGAAAUCUCUAUUCUAACAGCUGUCUCAGUUUAGUUCUUACUAAUAAUCAAAUAGAUAAUAAUGAUGUUAUUGGAUGGAUCUGAAUAUUGAUCUUAAUGCACUCAGUUGUGGAUGAAGGUUAAUAUGUCAAUAAUGAGGACCCUUGUGCUGCAGACCAAAACCCUUUGAGCUGGGUGUAUGACAUGGAGUGAGGAGAUCAGAAAUGUACUUUGGUGUCAGACCAGAGCGGGCUUUAAGAGUUUACAAUAAAAUCUUAAAAAUCAAUUCUCAGACGUGAACAAAGAGUUGCAGUGGUCCAAAUGGGAAGAGACAGCCGCAUGGGUGAUAAUCUCCAGAUUUUUUCUGGAUCAAAACUAUCAAACUAUUCUGCCCUCAGUAGGAGUGGGCUCUAGCUUGGCAGGUAGCUAACAGGUCCCUCGAAUAAACAUGCAGGAGUUAGCAGGUACGAUGUGACGUUUUAGUGUUUACUUCCAGAAGCUGUAAAACUGUAACACAAUAAAUACAAAAUCACAAAUUAUUCUCAACUCUUUCAUACAAUCAAACACUAGUCAUUAACUGUCAUACACAACACAAUCACCAACAAACGUGUUGGAGUUAUCAUGAACAGUCACUACCGCGAUCUUGCGAUUAGCUUAAUGCUAACGAUAUAAGGAAAACGCCAUAGAACGGCUAACGCGUUAGCAUCGCCCCGGUUUUUAAGUUUCCCACGCCAUCAAAAACCGAUUCAGCGUACAAUCACAGGUACAGUCAACAAGACGAGGUAAGCGUUACUUACAGACGUAUGUCCCUUACAGGUAGACCGUGAAAAAAGAGGGAAAUAAGAAAACACACAUUCUCAAGACGUCUCUCCGCGGAACUGAACUACGGCAAGUCUGAACGGACAAAAAACACCACAGCCGAUUUCUCUGACUCCCAAGGGGGCAGCACACUCCCCGCCUGGUAUAAUGUGCUUUACCACUAUAUACCUUUGAGCGGCAGAUCUACAUCUGAUACAGGUCUUGAAUACACCUGAGGAGAGCCACCUUUGACGACUCUCACUUCCACCUUGCGGACCCUGUUGUCUGGACCAGGGAAUAUAUUCACCACCAGUCCUGUCGGCCAUUCAUUUCGUUUGGCCUGGCCAUCCUUCAAAAGCACAUCACCAAUCUGCAGACUAGGUUGAUCUGUUUGCCAUUGACUCCUGUAGAGGUCCUUAAGAUCAAGAUCUCCCGAAGGAGCAGACACAGAGUCAACCUUUUGUGUCAGGAGCAUAGCGGGAGUGAGUACGGUAGGCAUAUCUGGAUUGGACUCUGACUGAAAUGGUGUAGCUCCAUUGUCUUUUUUGAGCAAGGAGGGUCCCGAAAACCAGAUGGUUUCUCCCAAAAGUGUAGCUGGUACUGGUCGCGUACAGUGGUCCGCAGGAUUGUGGUCUGUACUGACAAAGUGCCACUGCUCUGUGUGAUGACUUGUGGAUACGUGCAACUCUAUUAGCAACAUACACAUAGAAUUGGAGGUUGGUAUGUAGAUAUAGAUGAGCACAACCCUGGAGUCGGUGAAGAACCUUACGGCAUGGAUCUUGACAUCUAGUUCAUCCAUCAACAUGUCAGCUAGCUCAACUGCAAGCACGGCUGCACAAAGCUCUAGACUGGGCACAGUAUGGGAGUGACAUGGGGCUAAUUUUGAUUUCCCCAUGCAGAAUCCUACGUGACUGUGUCCUUUGUCGUCGACUGCCCUGAGGUAGGCUACUGCAGAGAUUGCCACGGUGGACGCGUCGGAGAAGACACGCAGUUCCCUGUGCUGUGUUGGGGCAUCCCAUUCACAAUGUUCAGUACAUAGCUCUCUGACUAGUGCCUUGCCCUGUACUAUUAUCGGAGCCACAAACCUGAAUGGAUCAAAUAUGCUGUUGACCGUAGACAUGAUACCCCUACGGGUAAAUGGCUUCUCCUCUCUAGAGACAGGGAAGGUAAAGCUGUCAGUUUGAAGCUGCCAGUUGAGACCUAAGCUUCGUUGUAGGAGCAGAGGAUCCACUCCUAGCUCUAGGUCUUUCAGUUCCUUGGCCCGGUCCUCGGAUGGGAAACCUUCCAUCACUGUAUCAUGAUUGGAGGCUAACUUGUGCAGUCAGAUAUUUGAGUCGGCCAACAUUUCCUUUGUCUUUUACAGGACUUGGACAGCACUGUCAUUGGUGGGGAACGAACUGUCUUGACUCCAUACCAUAUUCAUCUUGACCUUGCCGAGCAGCUCUUCUCAGCUGUGUUUUUUACAGUCUGCAAUACACACACACUCUCUUUCUUUAAACAUCCUUCAGACCAUACAUUAACACACAGUCCUGAUACUCACUGCAGGAAACCCCACUGACUGUAUCAGUGUGAGGGACUACAGGCGUAUAUAACAGACUUCAAAAUGCACUUUGAAUGUAACUCUGCUUUACAAAAACAUUUGAGGGUUUUAUUCUCUAUAUCAUCCUGUAACUCACUUGUGUUUUUUUCUCAAUGACUUAUUUUCAUUGGCUGUUCAUUUGGUUCUUUAGUUUUAAUGUAAUGUGUUGGGCAGCAUAACACCGUGUGUCACAUGAUAAAGGUGGCGCUGCAGAAACCUCUGAGAGUCAGAUCUGUUAUAUGUUUAGGAGCAGAAGGUGAUUCAUGAGUUUAACUGUCUUCUGCAGGUGUGUCAUCUCUCUGAAAAAUAGGGAAAGUGAGUUUUUCUUCACUUGUCCAGUCUCAGGUGUUUUUGUCCACUAGGUGUCACUGUUUCACUCGUGACUAUAUUUCUCUCUGUGUUAUUUCUUAUAGUCAAUGAUAGUCAGGGAGUCUAAAGAUCACCAUAAGACCUUUCUAAUCCCUCUGAGAAGGUUUUAUUGUGUCUGUCAAUGUUUGACUGCAGGUGUUCAGGUGGUUUCAGAGUUCAAAGUUCAGAGCUGCUCUGUGUCACAUUUCCUUCCAGAAAACUUCAGUGUGAAGAUGAACUCAGAGAGUCUGGACUGGAUGUGAAUGGUGGGACCUUUGAAAACCUCCUGCUGUCUCUUCUAUCUUCUUCUCUCUCUGCUUGGUUUCCUGUUUGAAGCUGCUGAUUGGUUUCACCGUCACUCGUGGUCUUCAUGCAGAUCCUUUUCCCCAUCAGAAGGUAACCUAACACACUCUUUUCAUCAUGUUUGAGUGAGUGUCUGUUAAACUGAUCUGAGGACAGCACACAUGAAGCUGCUGCAGAUCUGACCUGUUGUUUGGUGGAACAGAGCGAACACAGAGGAAAGGAGAAAAUCUCUGUUUAAAGUCUGAUCUUCUGACUCCUUGAUUUACAGAUGUACAUGUAGGAGCAGAAAUAAGUCAAUAGUAUGAACCCCAGACUUCUACCAACAAACCGUCACAGAGAUCAGACUGAAUUCAGAAGUUCUGGUGUAUUUUGUCACAGUCUGUGUGUUUGCUCAGUGAAGGCAAAAAGACCAGGAAAAGGUUUUAGUGUUUGUAAAAAAGUCUUUGUGUGCUGAGCACUUUUAUGAUUUGAUAAGUUUAUGACAGUAAUAAAAGUCAGUCAUUGGCGCUUGAAGCUGCACAGUCAACAACCAGUGUGAUGAACUUCAGUCAGUGUCCACUCUACAGCAGCAACAGUUUGAACUCCUUCACAGGAGCAACGUUUAGUGAGGAGCUGCUCAGAAAGAAGGUGGAAAAUAAGCUCAGAGGAAAGGCUCUCUGGGGUCCUUAUGCUGAUAAUGUGCAUGAAUGAUAAUGAUAAUGACAACAACAACAACAACAACAACAACAACAAUAAUAAUAAUAAAGUUAAAAAAUUUCAAUCAAUAAAGGAAUAUUCUAUUCUAUUCUAUUCUAAUAAUAAUAAUAAUAAUAAUAAAAAUAAAAAUAAUAGCAUGAAAUAUUUCCUUUUAAUUUAGAAUAUCCAGUUUUAUAGGCACACAAACAGAUCUGCAGUAACACCAUCUAACAUAACACCAUGAACAUAAAUGAUAUCUGACAUGAUAGAAAAUAUGAAAUAAAUCACUGUUAUUGAUCAGACAAUACUCUGUUUCUGGAGUAUUUAUUACAGCAUGUCCAGAUUAUUUCUCUGCUCGUGUUUUACUCGCUCUCUUGUUUUCUCUGAUUUAGUCUCUUUGAUUGGAGUUGUUGUUAAUGAGUAACAUCAAGGUUCAAUUCAUUCAACAAUCAAAUAACUCUUCAUCUUUACAAUACUGAUCAAACUGAUGAGACGGUCAAACUCCAGACCAGAUAACACCAGAUAUGAAACGCUCAUAUCAGUAAAAACAUGAUUUAUGAAAUACAAUCAGACCAUGAAGAGAUGCUAGGACAUGAAUAUACAGAUUAUUUCUAUCAAACAUGCUCCAGUUUUUCUUUUUCAUACACCACUUAAAUUACAGCAGCACAUCAGCAAACUCAAUCCAACACUGAACUUUGAGGUUUCGGUUCAAGUUUCAGAAAAACUCUGAUGUUUCAAACAAAUGCUCCGAUUUCAACAAAGAUUUCAACUUAGUUUGCUGCUUUUAAAAUGACCAUCAUCCAUCAGCUGAGCUCUGAUUGGCAGCUUACAUAAACCUAUUCCCUGUCUUUGAAAGGUUUCUGAUCCUAAACAUGAUCAGAGUAUUGACCUUUUCCUUUAAACCUGAUCGAUCAACAACAGCAGAUGAACAUGAUGUCUGUCUUUUCUGAGAGCUUUUCUUUGCUGUCUGAUCUCCUCUGGAAUAAAAAGGAGAAAACUGCUCAGGGACAAAGCUGAAAACUACUUUGACCUGCUCUCAAAAAACCCGAUAAACAAAUAUAUAUAACUGAUAUAUUUAUGAAUAUGAUCAGUAAAUCAUUGAUAGAGCAGGAUCCAUCUCUGGGUGUGAGAAGUGAUCAGUUUUAAUUGUCCAAUAAAAUAAUACAGAGGCCAAAGUUCACUCCGAGUUUGAUUUAGUGUCAUAAAUGUGACAGAAAGUCCAAGUUUGAAGGAGCGACGUUGAUUUCAGAGUGAAUUAAAUUUGUUGUCCUUCAUUUCAAAGGUGAAAUGUCAUUUUUCUGAGUCUGUUUCAUCGAUUUGGGGUUGAGUCAAAGUUGAAUUGGACUCCUUAUCAGAAGAUCUCUCAUGGUUGGUUGUUUCUGGAGCAGACAGAAGGAGAACUUGAAUGUUUCCACAUGUACGCAGGUUUAACUCUCAGAUAUCACAUCAGAUAUUAUCCUGGAUCACUCUGAGGUUUCUCUGUCUCGUCCUGACAGCAGGUCUCUCUCUCAGGGUCCUGCUGUGUGACUGGAGCUGGACUCUGGUUCCUGAGUGUUUGUCACUGAUUUCAUGUCUGUUCAUGUUUGUAGACUUUGACUGUUCAGUGAUGAGAGUGUGACAGCGUCCUCAGAUUAUUGAUGAUGAUGAACUGAUGAAGGACGAUCAGCUGCAGUCUCUCUCUUUGUCUUUCUGCUACAGGUGAAACAGGAAGUGGAUCUGGAUUCACCUGGUGAGUAUUUUCUUCAUUCUGUCAAACAUCAAACUGAAAGUUUUCACGUCUUCUUCAUUUUGAACAGAACUGGACUCUGAAUGGAUCCAGAUGAGCUCUCUAGUAAACAGAAACAACUGUGGCUCCAUCUGGUGGUAGAAUCUGGAAUGACACUGUGGUGGAGGACAGUAUGUGGCUCAGGUUGAACUGACUGAGUAUGUUGUUGUGUUUGUGUGAAGGUGGGGGCUCUGCUAUGAAUCAGUGUGAGGACAGAGAGGAGGGGGCCCCUCCCUCUAAAACCACUCUGUGGGGGGAACAUGAGAGCCAGACCAAAGUUCAGAGGUGAGAUGAGGAUCUCCAACUGUCCAUGACUCUUCUCCAUGUCAGAGCUCAGCACUCACAUCACUCCACCAUCACUAUUAUUCACACUCAGACCUCUGUCUGUCUGUCUGUCUGUCUGUCUGUCUGUCUGUCUGUCUGUCUGUCUGUCUAAGACCUGAACAGCAGUACAGACCAGACUCUCCUGGACCAGGACCUGGACCCAGCUGUGUGUCCUUUAAGAGUGACCGGUCUAUGUAUGAACCUAUUCUUUUCAAAGGAGAGAUUUGUGAUGAGCAAAGGUGAGACUUUCAUAAUCUAUAACAGCAGCACUCAAACCUUGAAGAUUUUCAGAGUUCUUGUUUCUUCAUCAGUGUUUCUGUUUCUGUCAGAGUCAAACAUGAGAGACCAGACUCUCCUGGACCAGGACCUGGACCUAGCUGUGUGUCCUUCAAGAGUGACCGGUCUAAGGGUCGAUUUAUUGAUUUCAAAGAUGGAGAGAUCUAUGAUGAGCAAAGGUGAGACUUUCAAACUGGACUUUCUUUUGUUUGUGAAACUUUUCAUCCUAACUGUGGUCAGUGUUUUCUCUGUGAAGGUGAAGAUUUUUCAGGGUUUGUGUUUCUAUCAGGAUCCAACAGCAGUAAACAGGAUCUGAGCCACAAAGACCUGGACUCUGCAUGUAUCUUCAUGUGUGUCUGUAGGAGGAUCCAGCAGUGUUUCUACCAGGAUCCUCUAGAUAGACUCUCUCACAUGUAACCCUGUGUCUCCUUAUAUUAUAUCCACUACAUUAGAUUCUGUUUGUUCCACAGAGUUCAGCAGCAGAGAUCAGAGGUUCCCAUUGGUCAGUCUGCCCAGCAGCAUCAAACACAGCUGGACUCCAUAUUUAUGGUAGGUGUAAAUGUACAAACACAGCUCCUACUGAUCAUCAGAGCAGACACUCAGUAUAUUUGGAGGUUUCUGGAUUGUUUCCUAAUGACUCUGCAAACAUCAUCUCUGCCUGAAUUAUCUUCACACUCACAGUUUCACUGAGGUUUCUCCAGUAUGAAGGUCAGGUCAUAGAAACUGGAUUUGUAGAAGACAGGACCAUCUACAAAGUCAAUCCUGAAGCAGCAUUGUGAUCUAGUCUCCAUGCUGGACUCUGUAGACCAGCAGGCUUUCUGUCUGUCACAGAUGAUCUGAUGUUCAGUUCUACAAGUUCAAGUUCAUAUUUUGUUCUGUUCCAGCUGCUCCAGGAGAACAUGAUCAGCUUUGUAAAGGAGCAGCUGAAGGAGAUCCAGAGAGUUCUGAGUCCAGAUGAACCAGAAUACUUAGAGAGUCCGAGGGAGGAUGAGGAUGAAGAGCAGAGGAGGAGCAGAGAGGCAUUUCUGAAGAUCACUGUGAACUUCCUGAGGAGAAUGAAGCAGGAGGAGCUGGCUGACUGUCUGCAGAGAAGUAAGAGGAUUUGAAGAGAUUUAACAUGAUGGAGACAACAUGGGAGAGGUUUAGAGUUCAGACUCUGCUGUUCAUAUGAUGCACACAUUUGUAUCACAUCUAUGAACUGAGAGAAACUGAUCACAGCUGAUGAGCUGAAGAGAUUUCAGAGAGGAGGGAAAUCAAAUCCAUCCUGAUGUCUUCAAGUGUAAAUUCAUCAGACUGAUUGUAGCUUCAGAUGAUUCAUCACAUUUCUUUUUGUUCAUUCAGGAUCUGCUGCUGCAGAGGUCCGACACAAACUCAAGUCCAACCUGAAGGAGAAGUUCCAGUGUGUGUUUGAGGGGAUCGCUAAAGCAGGAAACCCAACCCUUCUGAACCAGAUCUACACAGACCUCUACAUCACAGAGGGAGGGACUGGAGAGGUCAACCAUGAACAUGAGGUCAGACAGAUUGAAACAGCAUCCAGGAGAGCAGAGCGACCAGAAACAACCAUCAGACAAGAAGACAUCUUUAAAGGCUCACCUGGAAGACAGGAACCAAUCAGAACAGUGAUGACAAAGGGAGUGGCUGGCAUUGGGAAAACCGUCUUAACACAGAAGUGGACUCUGGACUGGGCUGAAGACAAAGACAACCAGGACAUCCACUUCACAUUUCCAUUCACCUUCAGAGAGCUGAAUGUGCUGAAAGAGAAGAAGUUCAGCUUGGUGGGACUUGUUCAUCACUUCUUCACUCAAACCAAAGAAGCAGGAAUCUGCAGCUUUCAAGACUUCAGGGUCGUGUUCAUCUUUGACGGUCUGGAUGAGUGUCGACUUCCUCUGGACUUCCACAACAAUCAGGUCCUGACUGAUGUUACAGAGUCCAGCUCAGUGGAUGUGCUGCUGACAAACCUCAUCAGGGGGAACCUGCUUCCCUCUGCUCGCCUCUGGAUAACCACAAGACCUGCAGCAGCCAAUCAGAUCCCUCCUGAGUGUGUUGACAUGGUGACAGAGGUCAGAGGGUUCACUGACCCUCAGAAGGAGGAGUACUUCAGGAAGAGAUUCAGAGAUGAGGAGCAGGCCAACAGAAUCAUCUCCCACAUCAAGAAAUCCAGAAGUCUCCACAUCAUGUGCCACAUCCCGGUCUUCUGCUGGAUCACUGCUACAGUUCUGGAGGAUCUGCUGAAGACCAGAGAGGGGGGAGAGCUGCCCAAGACCCUGACUGAGAUGUACAUCCACUUCCUGGUGGUUCAGUCCAAACUGAAGAACAUCAAGUAUGAUGGAGGAGCUCAGACUGAUCUACACUGGAGUCCAGAGAGCAGGAAGAUGAUUGAGUCUCUGGGAAAACUGGCUUUUGAGCAGCUGCAGAGAGGAAACCUGAUCUUCUAUGAAUCAGACCUGACUCAGUGUGGCAUGGAUAUCAGAGCAGCCUCAGUGUACUCAGGAGUGUUCACACAGAUCUUCAGAGAGGAGAGCGGACUGUACCAGGACAAGGUGUUCUGCUUCAUCCAUCUGAGUGUUCAGGAGUUUCUGGCUGCUCUUCAUGUCCACCUGACCUUUACUAACUCUAGAGUCAACCUGAUGGAAGAAGACAAACGACCAACAUCCUCAAUCUCUAAAAUCUUCAGUGUCAAACCAAAACUGAAACAUCUCCAUCAGAGUGCUGUAGACCAGGCCUUACAGAGUCUGAACGGACACCUGGAUUUAUUUCUACGUUUCCUCCUGGGUCUUUCCCUGCAAACCAAUCAGAAUCUCCUGAGAGGUCUGCUGACACACACAGGAAGUAGCUCACAGACCAAUCAGAAAACAGUCCUUUACAUCAAGAAGAAGAUCAGUGAGGAUCUGUCUGCAGAGAAAAGCAUCAAUCUGUUCCACUGUCUGAAUGAACUGAAUGAUCGUUCUCUAGUGGAGGAGAUCCAACAGUCCCUGAGAUCAGGACGUCUCUCCACAAAGAAACUGUCUCCUGCUCAGUGGUCAGCUCUGGUCUUCAUCUUACUGUCAUCAGAAAAAGAUCUGGACGUGUUUGACCUGAAGAAAUACUCUGCUUCAGAGGAGGGUCUUCUGAGGCUGCUGCCAGUGGUCAAAGCCUCCAACAAAGCUCUGUAGGUGGACACAUGAGAGAUGAAACAUUAUUGUUCAUGAGAGAUGAAACUUUGUGUCUGUGCUAAUCACUGAUUCUUCUUCAGGCUGAGUGGAUGUAACCUGUCAGAGAGAAGCUGUGAAGCUCUGUCCUCAGUCCUCAGCUCCCAGUCCUCCAGUCUGAGAGAGCUGGACCUGAGUAACAAUGACCUGCAGGAUUCAGGAGUGAAGCUGCUGUCUGCUGGACUGAAGAGUCCUCACUGUAACCUGGAAACUCUCAGGUCAGGUUUUCUGCUGAUUAUGUUUUGUUGUUGUUUGAAUGAAAUUGUCUAAAGUUGGUACUUUUCCUUGUUUCAUAUAUUUUUUUGACUCCAGGUUAUCAGGCUGUCUGAUCACAGAAGAAGGUUGUGCUUCUCUGGCCUCAGCUCUGAGCUCCAACCCCUCACACCUGAGAGAGCUGGACCUGAGCUACAAUCAUCCAGGAGACUCAGGAGUAAAACUGCUGUCUGCUGGACUGAAGGAUCCUCUAUGGAGACUGGAAACACUGAGGUAUAACCAGACAGUUACUGAGUCAUAGACAACUACAGAUAUAUUUGGUUUCUGCUGCCUGAGGUCUUCACUUAGCAGGUCAUCAUUGUGGACCAUCUUUCUGAUGGACUCUUGGAUGUGAACUGUUUCAUCCUGGAUAGUAGCUCUGAUGAUGCUCACUAGUUCUCAGCCUUCCUCCUUCCUCUUAGUGUAGAUCCUCAGGGUUCUGGAUUUAGGGUGAAAACCUCCAUUUGAGUAUUUUGAGGAGCUUUCUUGUCUUGAUGUCAGUGGUCUCUAUUUCUUCCUUUGGCCAGGCUGUGAUGCCAGCAGGGUAUCUGAUCACUGUCAGAGCGUAGGUGUUGAUGGUUUGGAUCUUGUUCCUGCUGACAUACAGCUUGAUGUCAUCCAUGUAGAGGAGAACAUUAAUCAAAAAAACCCUCAAACAGUCAACAUGAGAAAUGACUUUGACUCAGACUGAAGUGUGUCUGUCAUUCUGUCUCCUCCUCCACACAAUAACAGCAGCUAUUUGUCUGCAACACUGGGAACCUGGAUGAGUAUCUUCUCUGAAUGGCCCAGCUCUAAAAUGUGUUGCUGAACUGUAGGUUUGUCUUCCAGUCUGAAUCCUCCUCUGUUCAACAGUUUUUUAGUUUUCUUCUGAGAGCUGUCACAUUGUUCUGAACUGCAGGAACUCGUCCCUCUGCUUCUGGUCUCAAAGGAGGACAUGGUGGUUGAUAUUUGGAAGGACAGGAAUGGCAAAUCUUUAGAAUAUGAAGAACCAUUUUUAUCUGCUCUUUAUGGAGGACCACAGGGGUCGCAGAAAUGGAAAUAAAGCAUUUUUAAUUUAAAAAGUUAUUGUAUUAUUAAAACAUAAAUUCAUAAACAGGUUUCCAGAUUCAUGAGUUCAUCCUUGAAAAAAUAGAGGAAUUAUAAAAAAGAUUCUGCAAAUGAAUCUUUAAAAAUGAAGAACAGUUUAUGAUUUUAAAAUACAUAAAUGAAUUCCUUUAUCAAUAGUUGAAAAAUCUGUUUGAAAAUGCAAAGGAGAGAAAUAAAGAAGUGAGUUGACAAUCUGAGGUAAGAAUACAGCUUUAAAUCAGACAUUUAAAGGACAAUUCCUCUUUACAUUUUCAUUUCCAUUUCCUAACUGCUUUUCCUUUUCCUGUAAAAUAAUCGAUUAUCAAAGUCUUUUAUCUUUCCGUUCCUCCUCUCCAUUUUUCCUUCUCUCACACUUUGGGCCUUGAGCUGGUAAAACCAUGCAUGCAGAUGAGGCAUGAAACAAGCUCUCUGAUUGGUUAUAACCUGGUCUAUUACAUGCAGAUGUCUGCAGGGAGGUGAAGAUGAUAGAAGAUGAGGAAGAAUAGACCUUAUCCAGUGUUCCAGGCUGAAAGAGGUCCAAACCUGGAUAUUGUGACUCUGUGGUCAUUUCUCAGCUCCCUGAUUGAUGAACAGACACACAGACUAAAAACAGAGAUGAUCAGGAGAGAGAUGGGCUCAUAUUUGAAGUUCAAACACAUUUGACAGUCCUUUAGCCCACGUCAGAACUCAGAGAAGAUGCUUUAUUACACCUGAUGUUACAAGAUGAAGGUUCACAUCUAGUUGAAUGAUCAGAGCAGAACAACAUUCAGAUCUCCUCCAGAUCCUUUAUUUCAUUCAUCCAUACAGACCAGGAUCAACUCUCCUGGCUGACAUGGGAAGGUCUUCUCUUCUUGAUUUUCUGCUCUCUUUGUUUGGUGAGCCAUCAAACAAACCCUCAGAGCUACAGAGAAACACCUCCUUCAUACAUCCACCCUCAGUCAGAAACAUGGACUCAAAGUACUGGCUGCAGAAGUGGGUUCAGAGGAGAUCAGAUAGUCUAGACAUGCUCUGACUUUGCUCCACUUCCUGUCCAUCCCAAACUGCAGGAAAUCCACCUGCUGUUCCAGGUGUGAUGCUCCUACUCCCUCUGCUCUAGCUGACUCUGAAUGAUCCAAGAAGAGCCUCACACACUCACAUGAGUUCAUCUGAGAGCUUUCAUUUCAUCUUCAUUCAUAUUUAGAAGAAGAGAGCCCACUACUUCAUCUCUCUAUCUUCAUCUCUCUAUCAGAAAAAGUGACAGAGUGAUGGAGACUGUUGGCUCAGAUGAGUUUCAGCCUGUUUCUCUGUCACAGGGACAAACUGAGGAACUCUGCUUCAUGUUGGACAGCAGGUAGGACUCAUGUUGGACACUCAAUCAUUCUGACUGUGUUUCUUCCUCCAGGGUGGACCAUGGUGGAGAGCAGAGGUUAAAACCUGGUGUGAAGAAGUGUAAGUGUUGAAUCAGUUUGACUCCUGAUGACCAAACAGCAGACUGUCAGCUAACAAAGAAGAAAGCCUUCAGGUGUGUCUGAUGAUAACCUGCUGCUGUGUUGUGUCUUUUUCUCUCUGUCAGAUUCCUGUGAACUCACACUGGACUCAAACACAGUAAACAGAUUCCUCAGACUGUCUGAAAACAACAGGAAGGUGACACGUGUGUUAGAGGAUCAGUCAUAUCCUGAUCAUCCAGACAGAUUUGACUACUGGCCUCAGCUUCUGUGUAGAGAUGGUCUGACUGGUCGCUGUUACUGGGAGGUCGAGUGGAGAGGAGAGGUUGAUAUAUCAGUGAGUUACAGAGGAAUCAGGAGGAAAGGAAACAGUGAUGACUGUUCGGAUGUAAUGAUCAGUCCUGGAGUCUGUUCUGCUCUGAUCGAGGUUACUCUGUCAGUCACAAUAAUACAGAAACAGCUCUCCCCCCGUCCUCUGUCUCUGACAGAGUAGCAGUGUAUGUGGACUGUCCUGCUGGUACUCUGUCCUUCUACAGAGUCUCCUCUGACACACUGAUCCACCUCCACACCUUCAACACCACCUUCACUAAACCUCUCUAUCCUGGGUUUAGGUUCGGGUCUCUUGGUUCCUCAGUGAGUUUGUGUUCUGUGUCGGAGGGAGAGUCUCCUCCUCUCUACACAAACAGCAGCUGAAGAACAGUUGACCCUCUGCACUAACACAGACUUCAGCUGAUUAUCUGACUGUUUGUAUCCUGUCACAUCAGUCUGAAUGUCUGUUAUCAAAGAGCAGGACUCCAUGUCAAACUGACUCACUGAACUGGACUGAUUUCUGUCUCUAUGGGGGAAAAAUCCGCCUCAUUCAGCACAUUUUUCUUCACUGUAUUGAUCAGAAAGUUUGUCUGAACAGUCGGAGUCAGACUCAUGAAACUCUUCUUCACCUGCUCAGGUGUUCACACCUAGGCCUGUCGCGAUAAUCAAUAAAUCGCCUUAUCGCUCGGUAAAUAAAAACGAGGUCGGUCAUUUUGCCAGCCUCGAUAAUUGACGUGCGUUUGUUUUCUUCCUCUCUCGCUACUAAACACGCUGGAUGAGAGAAGAGGUCUCACUCUGCCCAUUUUUCUCGGCACCUGGGGGCGUUGGCUCUAUAGCGGAAUGAACGGAGUUAGUGAACCCUCCUGUCAGUCAUUCAGUGUCUUUGUCACGAGGGGGGCUGGCGCGCACAGGCACACAGACACAGACUUUUGGAUACAGUGCUGCAAGUGAGCGUCGUGAGUGAAAAGCAAGCUAACAGAAUGAACACGACAGCUUUGGUGUCUAAACCGAACGCAACAGCCCAAGUGUGGGAAUAUUUCGGCUUUAAACCACUUUUGUUUCCGUCAACCACAAAACUCCACGUGUGUGCGCACGCGCGCGCGUGUGUGUCUGUGUGUUGGAGGAGCACAGCAGGCUGAUGAGAGCUGUCAGAGCGGACUGAAGCUGCUCCUGUAUGUUUAGCGUUUAACUGACUGACUUUUGCAACUCUGUUCAUCAUUUUCGUCUCGUCCCAUCAACGUAAACGCACUUUCGUCUCGUCACAUUUUAGUCAUCUCCGACUUAUGUUUAGCUCGUCAACGUUACGUCUUCGUCGUGGGUGAAAUGAAAGUUUAUCACUUUUGACACGGUGUACUCGCAUUAUUAUGCCAUUUAAUAUCAUUAUCUAUAAUUUUAAAAACGGUGUCAAUAAUAUCGUGUAUCGGCGAUAAUUUGUAGCACAAUUAUCGUCCAGCAAAAUUUGUUAUCGUGACAGGCCUAUUCACACCUGUGUUUAAACUGAUGAAUGCCAUAUCCCCAUGAGACUGCAGGCUGGUUUGCACACACACACACACACACACACACACAAAUCAGAGUCAAGCUGAAUGGAGGACUAGAAAGAAGUGAAGACAGAAAACAUGAAAAUCUGGAGCUGGAGUUUCAAAAAACUCAAUGUUUUGAGAAAAACAAGCAAAGAAAACAACAAAACAAAACAAAACAUAACAAAAAAAAAAAAAAAAACAGGAAGGUACUUCACAAAAAAAGAAUUGGCUUUUUAUGGCAAGUCAAGGUCGCCCCGGAGUGGCAAGACAGACGGUGAAACAACGAGAGGCUGUCUGGCGUUCAACUAAAUAAAGUAUGGGAGACAAUGAAUAUCCACCUGCCUGGGCCAAAGAUCACUGGCACAGCUUACGUUGAUGAAAGACUCAUUCCAACAGAAGUUUGACGAAUUGAGUAACUCAAUGAAAGAGAUAAAAAAAAUAUCUCCGGGCCAGUGUGAACAGAGUGGGGAACGCAGAAAAAUGCAUCAGGUAUUAGGAGGACAAACUAGCCAGUCAGCAGCAAGUCAUACAAGACAGUGCAAAGGAGAUAAAAAAUCUAACAGCCAAAGUGUCUUACCUGAAGUCACACAGCUGGAGGAACAACCUUAUCAUUGUGGGCCUGCAGGAAGGCAUGAGAGACUGGUGAUCUCUCUAAAGAUCCAGAACAGGAGUUGGCAGUGAUAUUUUGCUACAUUCUGGACCGGCUCAGUACUGGGCCACCCCCUAUGUGUUAUGUGUGUGUGUGUGUGUGUGUGUGAGUGAGUAUGUGUGUGUAAGAGUACAUGUAUAUAUGGUGUGCUUUUUUUUUGCUGUAUUGUUCAAAAAAAUAAAAAAUAAAAACAGUAAGUACAAAAAAAAGACAUCAUUACAACUUCAAACAAAGAGAAAAAUCACAAUGAAUGAAAAAAGAAGGACGAAAAAUUCAAGAGGAGGAAUACAGGUGUAAGAAUUGAUGUAAGGACGUUUAUGAAAUAUGAACUCAAUAAAGAAAUCUCUAUUCUAACAGCUGUCUCAGUUUAGUUCUUACUAAUAAUCAAAUAGAUAUUAAUGAUGUUAUUGGAUGGAUCUGAAUAUUGAUCUUAAUGCACUCAGUUGUGGAUGAAGGUUAAUAUGUCAAUAAUGAAGACCCUUGUGCUGCAGACAAAAACCCUUUGAGCUGGGUGUAUGACAUGGAGUGAGGAGAUCAGAAAUGUACUUUGGUUUACAAUAAAAUCUUAAAAAUCAAUUCUCAGAUGUAAACAAAGAGUUGCAGUGGUCCAAAUGGGAAGAGACAGCGGCUUGGGUGAUAAUCUCCAGAUUUUUUCUGGAUCAAAACUAUCAAACUAUUCUGCCCUCAGUAGGAGUGGGCUCUAGCUUGGCAGGUAAGUAACGGGUCCCUCGAAUAUACACGCAGGAGUUAGCAGGUACGAUGUGACGUUUUGGUUUUUACUUCCAGAAGCUGUAAAACUGUAACACAAUAAAUACAAAAUCACAAAUUAUUCUCAACUCUUUCACACAAUCAAACACUAGUCAUUAACUGUCAAACACAACACAAUCACCAACAAACGUGUGUUGAAGUUACCAUAAACAGUCACUACCGCGAUCAUGGAUUAGCUUAAUGCUAACGAUAUAUGGGAAACGCCAUAGAACGGCUAACGCGUUAGCAUCGCCCCGGUUUUUAAGUUUCCCACGCCAUCAAAAACCGAUUCAGCGUACAAUCACAGGUACAGUCAACAAGACGAGGUAAGCAUUACUUACAGACGUAUGUCCCUUACAGGUAGACUGUGAAAAAAGAGGGAGAAAAGAGAGCAUGGAAGACACACAUUCUCAAUAGACCUUUUUCACACGCUAACACCGGAAUUCUGCUCACUUCCGGUGUUCGCGUGUGGUGGAGCCACUUAGCAUCGCCCAUAGACGGCCAUUAAUUUUUCACGAUAUUAACAAGCUCACGACUCGUUUUUUUUUAAAGGUAAAGUAAAAUUUUAUGCUUUGUGCUGUUUUACUAACUCCUGUUCUUCAUAAUACUAUCCGGAUUUUGUACUUUACCUUUCGGGAAUUAUGUUUAAUAGGUCUGGAAAUGUGCGGUACAAAUCGAUGCUAAAGCCUGCUUCAGCUGUGCUCUGUUCUGCUGUAGAAGUUCAUAGCUUCUCAUAAACCAUACAGUGGCCAUGUCAGGGAGUCUUUUUUGUUUUUAAACUACAACUGUUGUCAUUUAUUUGUAAUAUGACAUGAUAGACGCAAGGAUAUUUAGGAGCAGACGGGAAACGAUUUCCAGAACUAUUAAAAAAAAAAUCCAAAAUCCAGACAGUAUUAUGAAGAACAGGAGUUAGUAAAAUAGCACAAAGCAUAAAAUUUUACUUUACCUUUCAAAAAAACGAGUCGUGAACUUGUUAAUAUCGUGAAAAAUGAAUGGCCAUCUAUGGACGAUGCUAAGUGGCUCCACCACACGCGAACACCAGAAGUGACCAGAAUGCUAACUUCCGCGUACUGUGAAAAAGGUAUAUAAGACGUCUCUACUCGGAACUGAACUACGGCAAGUCUGAACGGACAAAAAACACCACAGCCGAUUUCCCUGACUCCCAAGGGUGCAGCAUACAAACAGCUGCAUAAAUCAAGACUGCACAGUAACACUGACAUCGUCACCAAAUGAAAAUAAUGGCCUAAGUCCAUUUUUGACAAAAAUUUGUUUUUUAUCACACCCAAGAACUCAUUUUCGUCAAAAAUCAUCUUUCUCAAAAAUCAUUUUUCUCAAAAAUCAUGUCUAGAUUUUUCAUUUGGCUGUAACGUUUGGUGACAGAGAGUCCAGAUGAGUCCCCAUUCCUGCUGAGCCUGGACUAAUAAUCAUUAACUCAUUUUGAUACAAAUUUAGACGCAGGAAAUUCUGAGACAUCCAUCAUUUUAUGUCUCUGAUACAGUUCUUUAUUUUGUUGAAAUGGUUAAAAUCAUUGGGAAUAUAAGACAGGUACAGCUGGGUAUCAACAUAUGAGUGGAAACUUACAUGGAUGAUAUGACCCAGGGGUAACAAGAGGAGUGGUCCAAAGACCGACCCCUGGGGAACCCCACAGGUCUCACACUGAUGAUUGUGAGCUGCCUAUAGCCACACUAAAAGAUUUGUCCUGUAAAUAGAAAUAAAACCAGUUUAAAACUGAAGCAGACAUGCCGACCCAGUGUCACAGACGGUCCAUUAAAAUAAAAUGAUGGACAGUCUCACAGGCAGCACUCAAGCCUAAAAGAACUAAAACUGAAGAUUUUUCAGCAUCAACAGCAAUCAGCAAAACCACUGAAAACCUAAAGGAGUUAAGUCUCUGUGCUGUGCUUCACCCUAAAAUCAGACUGGAGUUCCUCAAAGAGCUCACUGUUAUUUAAAACAGAAAUCAUUUUUUUACAGUAGCCUUGGAUAGAAACAGAAGUUUUAAAUGGGUCUGAAAUUACGCAGAGAAUUUGGGUCUAUUGAGUGUUUUUCUUUCAGUGUUGGUUGACUUUUUUUGUUUUUUGUUUUAAAUCAGUAGGAAGAGUACCAGCUAUCAGCCAUGAGUUUAUCAUGGAGAGGAGAUAUGAAGUGAUUGGCUUUUAAACCUCUUUCAGAAAUCUCACAGGCAGGAUGUCAAGAGCACAAGGAGACAGUUUCAUCUGAUGAAUCACUUCAGUGAGGGUAAAUAUUGAAACAGGGUGAAAAGACUGAAAGACAUCUGUAGUUUGAGAAGAAACUGUUUGGUUUGGAGGUGGAGGAGGAGUGUCAUGUCUGUUAAGUUUCCUUUAUUUUGGCACAUUCAUGUUUCAUGUCUUGUUCUUCCUGUUUUAUUUUGAAAUCACUAACCCUUGUCCCUGUUUCCAAGACAGGAACACUUGGUUCAUAGUUAAGAGGCAAAAGCCAGCUUUGUUCCCUGGGGUCUGUUUUUAACUCUCACUGUGAACAUGUAGAAGGUAAACACUAGCAGAAUCUUCCAACAAGUGAGUUAAAAUAAAUUUACAUGAAGAUUUCUGGAUCUAAAAAAAGACACUCUGGAAGGCAUUGACACUUCUACAUCAACUUUAUUCACUUUCUCAAACAAUCAAAGUUGAAACUAAAACUGCAAUGAGCUUCACACUGAAACUCUAACCUGUCUCUGGUAGCAACAGGAUAUUUACACUUCAUCUCCAGAACACAGUCAGUCUGACAGGUGGAAAGGUUUGACUUUAAAUGAUGAAGAUCAGUUUGAUCAAGUCAGAACUUUUGUUUGAAGCAGGAGUUGGCACUGUUUAAACAUUAUUGCUUUAACGUUUGUGUACUUUGCGUGAUCUUUCCCUUUUAGAUAACCCUGAACAGUUCAGCUUGAUUAACUCAUAAGUGGUUUGACUCUUACCUCAGGGGCUUUAUGUUUUCCUUGUGCAUUUGACGUGUGCAUUUGUGCGAUUAAACUUUCAUCAGUCACACUUUCAGCCUCAGCUUUAGAUUCUGACAUGACGGCAGCAUCAUGCACAAAGUUACCAUUCUGCAUCUAAUUUUCGUAAGGAUCAGUCCAUAAAUAAUGGGGUUGAGAAUAGGAGGCAUCAUUAGAAACUGUAUAGCCAUGAAGUUCUUCACACUUUGUGGCACAGACGCUGAUCCAUACCUGGAGUACAUGACAUCAAAAAGUAACGCAGCUGUGACAUUCAACAAACACAGUAAAUGCGGCACACAUGUCUGAGUGAACUUUUUCCUGCCCUCUUUGGACUUCAGGGCUGAUUUUACCACCUGCAUAUAUGAACACACAAUGAACAGAACAUGACCACAGUAAAAGCUAACUAUUAUCAAUCCCACUAUGUUGUUUGCGCUCAUUGAACUACAAGCAAGUUUGACAACUGACCAGUUCUCACAGUAGAGUUUCUGUAUGAGAGAGCCACAUAAUUUUAGCCGACUUGUUAAAGUAACCACAACGACUUCAAGGAGCAUAGGAGUAAUCCAGGCCAGACUAAUGAGUCCUGCUGUCCUUCGUGAGGACAUGAUCACGUGGUACUCCAGAGGUCGACAUAUAGCCACAUACCUGUCAUAAGCCAUGAGAGCUAAAACAGAGAAAUCUAUUGUUGCAUACGAGUAUAUUACAUAAAUCUGCAAAAAGCACCCGACAUAUGAUAUCACAUGAGUAUCAGAGAGCAGAUCGAAAGCAAAUUUAGGAUAAAAGGCAGCAGUCCCAUAAAGACCAUUGAUGCACAGGUUACACACUAAAAUGUACAUGGGCUCAUGUAGGUUUUCAUCCAAAAUGAUGGUUAAAGAUAGAGAAACAUUUACCACCAGAAUUGCAAAAUAACACAAUAAAGUGAGAAGGAAAAGUAAAACUCUGUAGUUAGCGGUGGCACUGAAGCCCGACAGUGUAAACAGAACAAUGGUGGAAGCAUUAGAAGUCAUGCUAAAACUUGCAAAAGUCCUAACAGUGUUGAAAAGACAGAAGGCGAUGCAGUGAAACAGGUCCAAGUGUUCAUGGCAGGUCAGACAUGUGUCUCAUAUAUUCUGCCGUGUUUGCAGUGCGAUCAUUCCUUUGGGGAUUUAUAGCCAAGAAAAACUCCCUCUCCAUGACGUCAGUUCUAUCACAGGGAUGCAGAUUAGAGAAAGAUUCACAAAUGUCAUUUAUUUAGUGUACGAAAACAAAAAGCUCUUUAGUGAAACAAUCAAUAAAAAAGUAAUUUCCAUGAUAUUAAUGAAAUAUAAACCCUGACAUAGAACUUUUCACAUGCUUUGACUAUGUUUGCUUGCAGACCCCUGAAGCCAAACAUGAGCAGUACAUUUCUUAUUAAACCUGAAAACAGUUCAAUCAAAUAAGCUUUGUUGGCAUACAAACAGGUAAUAGAUACAACACAGUAAAUCUACAUGUGGUUGUAGCUGUAGUCAAGCUGCUCCUCUAACAGUCACUUCCCUUUUUUCACAUUUUGAUUUUAAGAGAUCAUGUCCAGAUAUAAUUUAAUGCAUUUUUGACCAGUAUAAACUUAUCAAGGCUUUGCAAGGUCUUCCUACACAUUUCACUGUUCCAGAUUUAUAUCAGGACGGUCUUUAAGCUCAGUGUGAGGACAUGAGUGCAUGUCUUACCAUAUGGUCUAUGUGUAACCCCAGUCCCAUGUAGCUAGGGGUGUGUAGUUUAGUGGGAUGGGGCCUGAGUUUGUCUGGCACUACCUGUGAUAAUGAUAUAAAAUAAUUUCAUAUUUUAUUGAUCCAAAAAGUAUCACUUUCAUAAAAACAACACAAAAUAUAAUUCAACCAGGAAGCAGUUUUUAUUAACAGGUUAUGAAUUAGAUUUUCAAAUUAGUUAACUUGUUCACUGUCGAGCUUUAAGUAUGCACUGAUAUCAGGAUUCAACACUCUCAUGUAAUACUCUGACAGUGAUGAUCCACAAAUGAUCCCUGAUGAACCUGAAAAGAAAAUGUAAAAUAAAUCGAAAUGACAAAAAUCUCUUGUUAAAUAUUAUGCCAGAAAGAAUAAAUGCAGUUCUAAAGGCAAAAGGGGGUCCAACCCGGUACUAGCAAGGUGUGUCUAAUAAAGUGGUCAGUAAGAGUUUGUCUGUGUACGUCACAGUCGGUCCCUACAUCUACAAGUCCAUGCAAAGACAAAGACAGACAUCAACAACAGUCAGAAACACCGUCGGCUUCUCUGGACCCGAGCUCAUCUGAGAUGGACUCACCCAAAAAGGAAAAGUCUGCUGUGGUCUGAAGAGUCCACGUUUCAAACAGUCUUUGGAAAUCGUGGACAUGGUUACUCCAUGAAAAGAUUCGUCAUAGAUUUUAAAAUAAUACUUGUAGCAUUGUGAUAAAAAGCACACCCACAACAAAAAUUCUUUAUUUUACUAAAACAUGAUCUUCACACGCUCUAUAUGAGUGAAUGUUUACAAAAAACAAUCGUGUUUAUCAGUUUGAACAUUAAAUAUCUUAGUGGUGGAUUCAGCUGAAUUUCGAUGGAAAAGGAUUCACAAACCAUUGUUUUUUGUUUUUGUUCAUGUUUGACCAAAUGUCCCAACCUCACUGGAAUAGCCGUAUGUUCUUGACUUACUCCUGCUUAAUGAUGAAGGAGUUGUCUGUUAGUCCCAGAGCAUCACAUCAACAAGGACUUGAUGUCUUGGGGAUACAGAUGUACAGUGGACUUCGCACCCAGAGGCCUAAUCUUCAUGUUUACUGUGUAUUUUUGUUUCUUAGGGACAUUGCAUCAGAAACAGGACUUAUGUCAGUACACUUUAACUUCUUCAUUAACAAUAUUAUCUCUUCUGUAUUAAUUACACAACAGAUUGCCUCAUCAGAAUUUUUUUUUCCUCAUCCUAAACUACAAUUCGUACCUUUUUAAUCUGGCUUUUAACUAAAUUUUACCUCAUUCAGGUAACUCUUUUUAUUAGUUUAUUUAUUUCAUAUUAUUUUGACAGUCUUUGUCAGAAGCCUAGAUGCACUGCAAAUGCAGAAACCACACAAUUCAAAAACAUAUGCAACAGUCCAAAACAAGCGCAAUGGCUUCAAGAUUUGGGAGAGCAUUCAGGCAAAGCAAGUGAACAAAUUUUAGAGAAGAAUAUUCCUUUAUUGAUGAAUAUUCUAUUCAUCAAUAAAUAUUCUAUUCUAAAAUUUGUUUACUUGACCUUUUUGACUCAAAAGGGUCUGAAUAACCUGAAAAUUCUACAGUAGUCUCGGUGGUCUCAUGUCUGUAUCAACCCUGUUGUAAUAAUAAUAAUAAUCAUAAUAAAAAUAAUAAUAAUAAUAAUAGACAAACAAAGUGCAGGUGUUGCUAAAUCCUGCCUGGAAAAGACAGACCCACAGAGACAUCUAGUGGCUCUUUUAAGGUACUGCUUUACAUUUGCCUGAAUUUAAGGUCUUUGUAUUGUUGAGUUUGCCUUUGCACGUCACACUGGAUCAUUCAACCUUUUAUUAUAAAUAAUAAUAAUUAAAACUUUAUAUGUAUACCACUUUUUAAAACUGAGUUACACAGUGCUUAGAUAGAGGAAGAAUAAGCAGCAGCAACACAUCAAUACAGUUUCUAGAUGAUAGGAAUGAAUUAGGAUUCAAUUAAAGAUGAAACCCCAGCACAUCUAAAGUUUUAUUUUUAUUUUAUUUUUCAAAUAAGUUAAAAGUAAUUAGGAUAAUAACAAUAAUAAAAUGAAUUUAAUUAAAAAAAAUUUAAAACAAAAUUUUAGAGGUUAAGACUUCAAAGUUAAGAGCGAAGUUAAAAGUCAUUUCCAGAAAAGGCAUACUUGUAAAAAUGGGUUUUUAAACAUAUUUUAAAGAGGAUAAGGAAGUUUCCAGUCUGAUCUCUUCAGGCAGUUCCAGAGUGACUCUGACCUUAUGAAAUGUUGUCUGACAUAUUUUACAGGUUACAGAUAUGGAGUCACCUGUCAGUGCACAAUAAUAAUGAUGGCAAUAAAAAUAAUGAUAAUAAUAACAUCCUUAAUGAUAAUUAAAAAAUAGUAAUAAUAAUCACUUAUAGGUCAGGUCAAUUUGUUGUCUCUGUGUGCGGUUUAAAUACAUAUUCACUGUCAUGUUUUCCUGUACUCCAGGUGUAUAUUGUGAAGUUUCUGUGUGGUUGAGGUGCGUUUGUUGUGGUUUCAGGACAUGCUGUUGCUGUGGGAACAGUUUUCAGACCCUGAUCAUCACAGUUUUCACUGACAUCAGAGCUAUCUUCACUCUGAGAAUCUUCCUAACACUGCAUCUGGCCUCUGUGUCCCCCACAUCACCUCAGUGGGGAGGAGCAAGCUAACAAAAAUGUUCUUAAUAAUUUUGGUGGCUGCUCAUACCCCUUACCUUCACAUACAGGUACACUGCUAAAUUAUGCCUUUAAAAAUAGCCCAAAAGAGACAUCUAGUGGCCAUUUUAGGCUACUACCGUUCAUUUACCUGAAUUUAAAACCUUAACACAGAGGAGGCAAACUCAACCACAGUAAUCUGGAUUUAGGUCUAUCCUGAGGGCCAAAGAGGGUCGACAUUUCAUCAAAACUGUCAACCUCAUUUAAAAAAAAUAUGUAACAAAAAUAGCAACGAUUAUAAAUCAUUUUGAAAUUCAAAUAUGAUAAAAAGAUAGAAAAAUUUAAGUUUUUAUUCUAUUUUUGUUUAUUAGUUCAAAAGAUCAGAGCAUUAUAUUAAAAACAGAAAAAUAAUGCAUUUAAAGAGCAAAUACAUGAGAACGUUAACAUCAGGUUUAAAAGGUCAAAAUAUGACUUAAAAUUUGAAUCUAAAGUAUAAAAAUUACACAAGUCUAAAUACUGAGUUAAACAAAUCAAAGCAUGACAUAGAAAAUCCAAUCACGUUUGGCUUGUAAUCCUGAGAUGCAAAAUUGAAAACAUGAAAUAAAACACCAAAUAUUUUUUUAGUCUAUGACCUAACCAAGAUGGCAGCGUCACACAGUUUCUGCGCAUGCGCCCUGCUCCAAAAUAAGGAAGUUGACGUCUUUUUGAAAACUAUGUAGAUGUGGCAUCGUACAUGAGCAGCGUUCAAGAGACGGAAAUCCACAGUAUUCUUCAUUUUAAGGUAAGAUGGGAUCGAAGAGAAGAAACGAGUGAAUAACUGCGGCAGCUGAGAGUCUGAGGUUUUGUUAGGCCGCUUUUGUUGAUCCGCUAAUGAGGUCGAGGUGUAAUUAUCAAAGUGAGGACUAAAGCAGGUAAAAUCAGCUGUUUUCUCAUCUGUUUACCUUUCAAACUCCGUUUUAUACUGAGACAUGAAACUAUGAAGUGUUAUAAAGACACUCUCUGCGCUGUAAUUCAUAUAAUGAUGUAAAUCUGACAGAUCUGAUUCGCCUUGUUAUUAUGAUACGUCUGUUUUUAGGGGUUUUACUAAGCUCAGUUUUUACUAAGCUUAGUUUUUACUAAUUCUGUUUCAUAUUUAGGUUUUAGCAGGUUCAGCACAUCAACAUGACACAUUUGCAGGAAAAGUCAUCAGAAGUGUGAAGGAGCACACCUUCACUUAUUACUUUACAACAGCACCAAAACACUCUUCCAGGACACUUUAACAAAUGUUUUUGACUUGUAUUUUAAGAUGAAGAAAUAUACAGAAAAGCUGCUUAAAAGAAACCAUUGUAGUCAGGAGUUUGGAUUAAACAUUCAUGCAUCAUAUGACCAGGUUCCCUCAGAAUAACUCCUCUACUUUUCCUCAUUUUAAUCCUUCGCCUGUUUGACACUCUUCCCACUGUUUUUCAUACCAGUAAAGCCCUUUAUUAUGGUUCAAAUGUGCUCCUUUUAAUCCAAAUUCACAGAAAGAAGAGUUGAAUUAAAUAAGUUACUUAUUUACAAAGCAUGCAAACUGUAGAUUUCACAUAAAGUAGCAGUGUGUGGUAUUUUACAGAAUUCAGAAGAACAUACACUGCAGAAUCGAAUAUAAAAAAAUCAAAAGUAUCUUUAAAAAGAGUGUGUUAUCACCUGAACGUAAAUGUUGAAAGCAUUCUGUGCACUUUUUUGCAGUACCUAGUAACAUACUCUCUAACGCUGGGCGAUAAAACAAUAACGAUAUGUAUCGAGAAUUAAUUCCCAAUAAUUAUAAAUUAAUAAUUAAUACCCGAUCAUUGGUCAACUUGUUUCUAUCAGUAACACUGAGAUAGUAUUCUGUUUACCAGCAUAAAACUUGUUAUCUUUCCAUAAUUAUUAAUAAGUUUUAAUAUGUUUGUCCCCUUUAAAUAAUAAAGAUAAGCUGUACACUAAACUGCCCAUGUAUAAAAUAAGAAACAUGCUUCCACACUUAUAUACAUUCAUACAAACAAAUCUACUCGGCUGGUCUAACUGUGAAAAUGCGUGUGUUGAUUAUGUUUUCCUGUUUUUCCGAACAGUUCCUAUGCCAUAAUGAAAGCAGCUCGAGGCAACAUACUGGGGACUGGACCGUCCAACAACAAAGUCAAGUAUUCACGUCUGGCAGCUGAUGAUGAUGGUUACAUAGACUUACAGGUGAGACGCACAUGAAGCUGCAAAAGAACAAAUCUGAGCUCAGAUAUUGUUAAACUAACUCAUAAUUACAUGUUUACAGUUUAAGAAAAGCCCACCAAAGGUCCCGUACAAGGCGAUAGCACUGGCAAUAUUCCUGUUUCUGGUUGGUUCCCUCCUGAUAAUCUUCGGGGCUCUCCUGCUGUCAGGAACCAUCGAGGUUGAGGUAAGUUUGUGUGUGACGUUACCUGGUUAUCCUUCUCUAUAGUCGUGUUGUUGGACCUGCCGUUCAAAUGUGUGAAAUGUGUUUGUGGUAUAAAUAUUGAGACGUGUUUGUUUUUUGUACUAUUGCUCUAAAGCUCGUUGUCAAGCGUGUCACAUUCUCCUGUAGUAUUUGUGUUUCCUAGAACUGACAGUAAAUACUCUGUCAGACCUGUUCCCACAAUGUCUCCGCCUGAGCUGCCUGCCUCCUGUCUUUUCUGAGUGUAAUUCCUGUUCUGAGGAUACUUCGAACCUUUUUUCUGUUCUUCUCUCUGUGUGAACCAAGGAAGCUGUAAAAAAUGUCCCCCCUUUUGUUUAGUUUUCAAACGGCUCCUUCUGAACGCACUUUCAUCAGUCUGACCUUCCAGUCACUUGUGAGCGUCUUAAUUGAGGAGUUGGGAGACAAAUAUUUCGCUUUCUCCAUAAGAGGUGGACAAGAAGAGUCUUACCAGCUUAACAUAGGUGCUCCAAGUCUGAAUAGUUGGUUGGUUUGUUGUAUCUUCACAGAAGUCCUCUGAAAACAGAAAACAAAGAGCUGUUCUCCUCUCCCUCCUCACAAAGUAAAAAGCAAACAAAGCCGAACCAGCCUCUUUUCUUCCUGUUUGCUUCAUUUUCUGCACUUACAUGAUAAUGAGGACAAUUUUCUCAUCUCUCUUAAGGCAAGAAGGAGCAGAAAAAAUUACCCAAACUGUUUUUUUAACACAAGCUGUGGUCCAAGAACACGUCUCUAGUAAAUAUCCGGCAGAAUAUUCUGCAGAAUUUUGGAUUCAGGAUCAAGUAGAUUUAGGAGUAAGUAAAACUGACAGCUCAUCUCAGCAGGCAUUUACUGCCAGGGUUUGAAACAUGGCAGUUUUGGGUCACUUGAUAAUACAGUAUGAAAAUAUUUCAGUCAGAACCAAAAAAGUGUUUGAGUGUAAUUUGUGCCUCUACUUCAAACUCACACUAUCAGAGCCAAUAAAGCCUCCAAAAUUUCCGCUCAAUCAGUAAUUAAAACACUGACUCUGCUGAGAAACGUAUCUUUAAAUAUCUGUAAUUGAACAGUCGUCCUGACAUUACACUGCUUUGCUGCCAACUUUCACCGCACACUUGCUUUUCCUCGCCAAAAAGGUCUGUGAGUGUUAAAGUCUGAGGAUUUUGAUAUUUUAUACUUGGUCUCAUGUUGUGCUUUCUGCUUCCUAACCUCAUGACUCUAUGUGCAUGUUCAUGUUAUAUAUUUAAAUUUGAAGGAAAUUUGAAUUGACGUAAAGGCUGCCGUGGAGCAUCCAAGCCUUUUUCUUGCCAAUUAACCUACGCACGUCGAAAAAGCACAUUCAAUACUGUGAAUUAUACAAGAUUCAAGCCGUGAAUAACAAAAGGAUGGGACAUGGAUGGAUUUUUUAAGAAAUCCUGAUUUAAAAUGUGAAUAAAUUACUCUUUUGUUGGGCAACAGUGUUUAUGAUAAGGCAAGGUCGUCCGUAAACAAAGCAAAAAACUAUAACAGUGGCAAACACAGCAAAACAAGGAGCGGAUUAAAAUAAGUCAGCUCUUUACUGAACUGCCAGUUAUAGGGAUGUGCCGAUAUAAGAUUUAAUCGCGAUAUGCGAUAUUAAACGGCCGCGAUGAUGAAAUCGUAAGGUACUGUCAUAAUCGUCCCACAAUUAUAAUUUAAAGACGAGUGGCAGCGUCACUCAGCGGAGGCGAGCGAAGCCGAGUACUUACCAACCUAACCCGCUUGUAGUCUUACCCACGGUGUCAAAAUGUACAAACAAACCACCACAAAAGUAGAAAUCCCAAACUGGCAUCAUUAAUGCCAGCCUGACAAAACGGGAACAUUAAAAGAGAAAUUGAAGAAAUUUUACAACAAAAUGCGUGUCCACCCGAGGCACUGAUGGAGCGUGUCCACUCUGUGAACCGGAAACACUUUGAAGAAGAAGAAAAAAAGUUGACGCACACUUUCCAACUUCCAACCAACGUAACGAUGCAGCCGGACCGACAACAGUCGGAGAAAGACGAAACGCCUCAGCUGUAUCCUAAAAAGGUUUCGUCGGCAGUAUGGAGGUUUUACGGCUAACUUUAGCUCCAAAGAGCUAAUGCUCCCAACGCCGCGUUAGCCGCCUCUUGCUCAUAUUGUCUGUGUGUGUCAUGCUGCGCACGGAGAAGUGAUUUCACAGUUGUUUGCCAUUUUUAAUAACUUUAAAAGCAAUGCGCUAAAAUCGUGAUAAUAUCGUGAAUCGUGAUAUUUUGGGCCACCCAUAUCGUGAUAUCAAAUUUUUCAUAUCGGCACAUGCCUGGUCAGUAAUGCUACACUUAUUACAGCCUCCGUUGACAAACAUGUCUUGGUAGUUCAUAUCCAGUCGUUUUCAUUUUGAUAGAUUUAGUUUGGUUUAAAAAACUAGCAGGCCAAUAAAGGGCAGAAUGAUGAGUCUUUUAAACAUUGCAAAUAUGAUAUCUGUAUGUGUGAUUGUUAUACUCCAAGUUGUUCGAUGACCGGGUCAGUCAGACCUGAAACACACUCUACCAUUCCCACUAAACUCUGUUGAACACACAGAGCACUGACCGCCGUGAGUCUGUGUUCAUGUGUAAACACCCAACAAACACUCCAUCAUAGAAUAGAAUAGAAUAGAAUAUUCCUUUAUUGAUCCCCCAUGGGGGAAAUUUUUUUGUCACAGCAGCAUCACAGACAAGCCAAAAAGUGCAAAAAUGCAGUUAUAACAAUAAGGGUCCUAAUAUUAAGAACUUAAAUAAAUGUAAUAAUUAAGAAAAAAAUUAGAAAAGGGAGAAGAAAAAAUAAAGCUUUCUACAAUAUACACAAUUUAAAUGCCAUAAAAAAAGUGGUGGUGUAAAAUCAGUUUUGUUACUGUUCAUUGUAAAGUCUUAUUGCAGAGGGGAGAAAUGAGACAAUCAGAGUUUUUCAUUAACAGAACUGACAGGACCGCAGUGUUUACUCUCAGUGUCUCCACCUGUGGAGUUUUCAUUGAGUUAACUCACCAUCACAGGGCUUGUUACGCAGAUUAGACAUCAUUUUGAACAUUGCAUGGAUUUUUUUUACCACUCACAGGAACGUUUUUUGGAAGCUUUAAGUUUAUGGAGUAAACUGUCUCCUCCUCUUGCCUCUGCUCCUUCAUGCAGACGUCUGAGCUGCUGUCCGAGGGCACCGUCAGGUAAACGUAGGAGGGGGAUUUGAUUUAAAAACCAAAAAGAGGCUAAAAGAUUCAAAUGCUAAAUAACUGAUAUAAAUCCCUGUAUUUUUUAUAUCACAAUACACAUCACAGAAAGGACAUAUGUCUUUGUCCAGCACCUCUUCAAAGGUACAGUAAUACUCCCAUCUGGUGGUUAAAUCAAACACUACACUUGGCAGAGUCAUCCCUGCUUCCUGAUGGUUCGCUGCUUUGUAUAUAAAAUGGUUUAUGAUUUGCAUGUGACCAAAUCUCUGAUCCUCUGCACAGUCUUUCCGCCGACAGAAGGUUACGCUGGGAUACGUUCAGGCGAGAUGAAUACUUUGAAAAAUCUGAUCUGCUGCUUCCAGUGACUCAUUACUGAGUAAAAUAUGCUUCAGAUUGAUGUAUGGGAGUGAAUAGUGGUUCUGACACACAGCCCCACUUAAUUAACCCCAUUAAUAAAAAGGAGUAUGAGCUGAUUACUUAUCAUCACAUGACUGUUUUUGUUGUGUUUCUAGCAUCCAGACCGCACCAUCCCCGUCAUCAUCAUCGGACUGCUGGUUUUCCUCCCCGGGUUUUAUCAUCUGAGAAUUGCCUACUUCGCUGCCAAGGGUUACCGUGGUUACUCAUAUGAAGACAUCCCAGAUUUUGGCGACUGA